Molecule: messenger RNA, 396 nt
Organism: Haemonchus placei
Lineage: Eukaryota; Metazoa; Nematoda; Chromadorea; Rhabditida; Trichostrongylidae
Source: the annotation of a GenBank genome assembly
AGGUAUCGUCAUGUCGAUAAUAUAUUCUUCGAAAACCAAGAUAUUGUGAAUGAUUUCUUGAAUUUUUGGCGCACAACUGGAAAUCAGCGAGUCGGAUAUCUCAUUGGGAAGUAUCAACCAUUUUCGGACGUUCCUCUUGGUAUAAAAGCUGUAGUUGCCGCUAUUUAUGAACCUCCCCAAAACUGCACUCCUGAUAAUGUAGAAAUUCUCGAUGAUCCUAAUGAACAGGCAGUAGAUCGGCUGUGUAACUGGUUAGGGUUGAAACGUGUGGGCUGGAUUUUCACAGAUCUCUGGUCAGCUGAUCGAGUGAAAGGAACGGUGCACUGCACAAGACAUAAGGUAGGUCUUUAUCUACCUAAAGCGAAUGCAAAUGGACAGUUAUUUUCCCGUUACUAG